Messenger RNA from Ceraceosorus bombacis, 1701 nucleotides. NCBI's taxonomy places the organism in Eukaryota, Fungi, Basidiomycota, Exobasidiomycetes, Ceraceosorales, Ceraceosoraceae. The record is from the annotation of a GenBank genome assembly.
AUGUCUGUAGUCGCUGCAGCUACCACAUCGGCAGCUCUAGCUCGCCAGUCUACACUACGUUUGUUCGCGACUCAAUAUGCUGCCUACUUGAGCGGGGUGAGUUUGCUCUCCACGUGUCUGAGAGGCACCGACAUCGCAUAAGGUCGCCCUGGAACAUCUGGUCGUGCAGGGUCGCAGCAAUGUCAACCUUCAUCUCUCUAUACAGCUAUCGUCAUCUUUUGCUGAUACCGAAAGUGUUUGCAUCGCUUCUACAUGCAGGACUCGGUCUCCCUUCUGACUGCAGACACGACCAUCCCACUGCCCGCUCUCGCGAAGGAGGUCGCUGAGAAGUCUUCGAAGGGUGAAGAAGUGCUUGGGCCUAAGGAUGCCGCAAAGGAAAGCCUAGAUUGGCUACAGCGCGCAGAGGCGGGCGAUGAAAAGGUCACAGAUUUCCAAGUGAGUGCCGCGGUGAGUGCCAUCGUCCCCAGCACGCUUGGAGGCACUCUGCUCGAGCGAAGCUGUGCGUGUCGUGCGGUUGACCUUCACAGCUGAGUCUUGCUGCACCCCAAGUCGCUUGAUGCACAUCUCACCAGCAGGACGUACCUGACGCCCGCUCUCAAGCCCACCGCCGCCGAUCUAGCUGUACUGUCCUUUGUACACCCUCAUCUGAGCGACGGCAGCUCCUCUGCUGCCAUUCACCACGCCUAUCCGGCCCUGACUCGCUGGGCGUCUCAAGUCUCUCACUUGGCUGGUGGACAGGUCCUGCCUCCAUUCGAACCUCAUUUUGAUGGCUUGCCGAAGAUUCAGAGAGUGGACUUGGCAGCUGAAAAAGCCAAGGCUAAAGCGGCUGAGAAGGAGGCCAAGAAGGCAGCGGCUGCUGCCACUGCAAGCUCAAGCGCAGCAGCUCCAGCGGGGCCAGGGGUCAAGGACGGAGGAGCCUCUGCUCCAGCAUCUGGCGCAGCCGCACCACCCAGUGAUGGAUCAGGCAGGAAGGAGAAGCCACCAAAGGAGAAGAAGGAAAAAGCCCCAAAGCCCGCAAAAGCGACACCCGCACCUGCCGGUCCACCUCAGCCUUCCCAGAUCGACCUUCGCGUAGGCAAGAUCGUCUCCAUCGAGAAGCACCCCGAUGCCGAUUCCCUCUACCUCGAAAAGGUCGACUUUGGAGAGGCAGAGGGUCCCAGACAGGUGCUAAGCGGUCUUGUCAAAUUCGUGCCCAUCGAAGAGAUGCAAGGUCGUUGGGUCGUGGGAAUUUGCAACCUGAAGCCCCAAGCUAUGAGGGGCAUCAAAAGCUACGCUAUGCUUCUUUGCGCCAGCAGUAAGAGCGUUGAGGGAGAGGAAAAGGGAGUGGAGCCUGUUGCGCCUCCUGAAGGAAGUUCGCCUGGAGACCGCGUGUGGGUGGAGGGCUACGAAGGAAGGGAUCCGGACGAGCAGCUGAACCCCAAAAAGAAGGUGAGUUGUAAACACUCCUGCCCAUCAGCCUGGGACGGUAAUGCAGCAGCCUAGCAAUCCUGACAAAGGCGCGCCUCAUCCUUUUUUUUGGCCUCUUGUCUGCAGGUGUUCGAAGCAAUUCAGCCCGACUACACUACGCUUCAAGACAGAUCAGCUGCAUGGGUUGGCGUGGGACCUGCAGACAGCGAGGACAAGGAAUGCAGACCCAGAAUCCUACGGACAGCCAAGGGUAUCGUCAAGGCACCCAAUUUCAUUGAAGCCACUCUGUCAUGA